GCUGAUUUGCUGUCUUUUGCAUAUGUUUCUGUAGUUGAUAAUUCAAAGGAUAUGAAAUAAUUGCAAAGAUGGCAUAAACUGACGGGAUAUUGAUGAAACCGCCAAAUGAUAUGAGGUGGAUUAUAUGAUAGGUUGGAGUAAGACCGCAUUACAUUUUGAGGGCGGAUGAAUAAUUAUUUUCUCAUCAAAAUAUAGUUCGGCUUGAGGAAGAUGGGUAAAGAAAAAAUGGCAACUGAAGUAAAGUCAGAAGAGCACAGCCUCCGAGAAGUUGAAGCUUACGUUAAAGAGCAUAACAUUCAGCAGAUCUUGAAGGAAUGUAUCGUUCAACUAUGCGUUAGUCGUCCUGGAAACCCACAUACCUUCCUCAGGGAAUACUUCGAAAAGUUAGAAAAGGAAGAAGCUUUAAAGGUGAAAUCUGAAACGCCUCCUAGUGAUAAUGCAGAAGAUGAGAUGUCACCUCCCCCACAGAUGGCGCCCAAAAAGCGACCACGUCGUGGUGCUGUCAGCGCAGAGGUCUAUUCAGAGGAGGAUGCAGCUUCAUAUGUGAAAAAGGUUGUACCCAAGGACUAUAAAACUAUGGCAGCUCUCUCGAAGGCAAUUUCGAAGAACGUUCUUUUCACUCAUUUAGAUGACAACGAAAGAAGUGAUAUAUUUGAUGCCAUGUUUCCUGUACAUCGACAUGGAGGCGAGAUUAUAAUCCAACAAGGGGAUGAAGGAGAUAACUUUUACGUACUUGAUCAAGGAGAAGUUGAGAUUUUCGUCAACAACACGCUUGUGGUGACACUGGGUGAUGGUGCCAGUUUCGGAGAGUUGGCCUUGAUUUAUGGCACUCCUAGAGCAGCGACAGUUAAGGCUAAAACAGAUGUGAAGCUCUGGGGGAUAGAUAGGGAAAGCUAUAGGAGAAUCCUCAUGGGUAGUACAAUAAGGAAGAGGAAGAUGUAUGAGGAAUUCUUGGGUAAAGUUUCAAUUCUAGAAAACAUUGAUGCCUGGGAAAGGUCUACCAUAGCUGAUGCCUUGGAGCCAGUCCAGUUUGAAGAUGGUCAGGAAAUUGUGAGGCAGGGAGACCCAGGGGAAGAUUUCUUCAUUAUAUUAGAGGGUACAGCUUCAGUGUUACAGAAAAGAGCAGAAGGAGAUGACGCGGUAGAAGUAGGAAAACUAGGACCCUCCGACUAUUUCGGUGAAAUCGCGCUGUUACUGGACCGUCCUCGUGCAGCAACAGUUGUACCCCGUGGACCCCUUAAAUGUGUAAAACUCGACAGGGGCCGAUUUGAAAGAGUCUUAGGACCAUGUUCCGACAUCUUAAAGCGAAACAUUUCCCAAUAUAACAGUUUUGUGUCUCUAUCAGUAUAAUUGGACUCCACAUCGGAAGCAGACAUGUUUUAUAUGAAUUUUCAUACCAAAUGUAUUUAUAGGCUGUACUAUAGUGUAUCUGUUUGGACUCACCAAUCACAGUUUAGGAGCUUGGAAGAUAUAUCAUACCUCAGUUUAGCAUUAUGGGAUAAAAAAUGAGGAAAACGCACUUGUUACAGUCCAACAAGUUUGUUAAAGAUUAAAGAUAUAUUUAUUAUGUUGAGGCGAGAAACUAGAUUAUUUAUUUAGUGGCAGGAAAGUAGAUAAAAGAAACAACACUAGGUCCGCCACAAAUUUUUGUAAGGGCCUCAUUACCCUUGCAAUUUAUUUAGUUGUUUUGAAUGUCAAAUAUGUAAUGUGCUUUACAUGUAAAAUGGACAUCAUAUAAACUAAAUAACUUAGUGAAAUCAUAUCAUUGGAAAGGACCAUACUUACAUAUAUCAUAUGAAAGGACUUAUUCGAGGGAUGCUUGUGUCACAUUAUGAAUUAUUGCCAAGACGUGUCUUGAGUCAUAUACUUUUUAAUUCGUAAUAAAAGUUAAUUGGUGAUUUUAUUCCACUCU
Owenia fusiformis is the source of this 1912-nucleotide messenger RNA. The record is from the annotation of a GenBank genome assembly. Lineage: Eukaryota; Metazoa; Annelida; Polychaeta; Sabellida; Oweniidae.